AUGAAAGAUGACAAAUUUUGUUUAGAUCAAUGUCCCAAAAAUGAACUUGAAAAGGAACAGAUGCAAAAUAUUCCUUAUGCUUCAGUCGUUAGAAGCCUGAUGUAUGCUCAAGUCUGUACAAGACCUGACAUUGGUUUUGCUGUUAGCAUGUUAGGAAGAUAUCAAAAUUCAGACUUGGCGAAAUGUAUUGAUUCUAGAAAGUCAACAUCAGGAUAUAUCUUUAUGCUUGCUAAUGGAGCAGUAUCUUGGAAGAGUGCAAAAUAA
Molecule: messenger RNA, 264 nt
Organism: Arachis stenosperma
Lineage: Eukaryota; Viridiplantae; Streptophyta; Magnoliopsida; Fabales; Fabaceae
Product: secreted RxLR effector protein 161-like
Exons: 2
Coding region: 1-264 (87 amino acids)
Source: RefSeq, a predicted model, not a curated record